GUGCUUUCCCACCCGCACUCCACUUGCCCACCACUCCACUCCUCUGCAAAACAUGCAGGCCGCCUAAUCUCCGAUGCACAUCCAGAUCUUAGCUCCUCCCCAAAUCAAGCUCAUCAUUUCCAUUGUGAAAGUAACCACUCAGUCGGCAGCAGUCCAUACUCCAUAGACACGAGUUGUGCUUGUGCGUGCGCGAUCGAGCUCAGUGCCUCUGCGCAUGCAAGACAUGGCCGGCUCUGACGGCAUGCAGACGAUGCAGCUCCCGCCGCUCCGUGACCUCUCGCGACGGGCCGUCUCCUUCCUGCGCAUGGCGCGGCUGGCGCUCACCGGCGCCGCCACUCCGGCACAACUGCUCGCCGGAGAGGAGGUCGUCGAUGGCAUCAGCUGCAACCCGUACUACAAGAGGGUCAGCACGGAGGACGACUGGGAAUCUGAGCUCUGGCCGGAGGAGGACGAAUCGGAGGAGCUGCUCGUGGACGACGACGAGGACGGGUCAACGACGAGAGGUGCGUCUGAUCUGGUCGGAGGCGGUGUCGUCGGUGGUCCGCUGAACAAGAAGGCUCAGUUCAGGCAUCAGUCUACUGCAACACCCGGCGCACAUGUAACGGCGGCGGAGCCGGAGGAGCCAUCGGAGCCGUUGAUGACGCGCCGAGCCACGAAGCGGGUGAACGAUGCCGCCGUGGCGGUUGAUCACCCGUUCGGAUGCGAUCGUCAAGGCAGGGAAUCAUCGUCGCUGUUGCUUGUUUCUUCCUAGCUAGUCUCAUCGAUCUGACUGAAGAAAAAUAACCACCUAGUUGUGUUACUUUUCUUUUUUGAACUUGCGUGAUGGGAGAAGCGAAACAAUGCUUCUUACUACUAGCCUAGUUUAUUUUCACAAAAACUCAAAUGUUGUGCAUGUCACUACUAUUAUUAAUUUCUAGCCAUAGGUGAUCAUAUAAGUGCAUCCGCAAUGGGCGUUUCUAUUUCAAUUCCAUACAUUACUAAUUCGUGUAAGAUAGGAUGAUCCAGUGUCAUACAUAUUUAAAUCUAUGAAGAAGCCGCUCUAUGGAUCCCUCUCC
Messenger RNA from Sorghum bicolor (sorghum), 1055 nucleotides. RefSeq lists its product as uncharacterized. The coding region runs from base 215 to 751 and encodes 178 amino acids. NCBI's taxonomy places the organism in Eukaryota, Viridiplantae, Streptophyta, Magnoliopsida, Poales, Poaceae. The record is from RefSeq and is a predicted model, not a curated record. The transcript has 2 exons.